AUGGGUCAAGGCAAUCCCUUUGAAGAAUGCUACUGGGUCCGCAAUUGCGAACGUUAUCAAGGAAAAUAUCAUUGCCAGUUUGGAGUACCGAACAUCAUCCUUUUGGACAAUGGCACACCCUUCAAAAACAAAUAUGUGAAGAGCUUCCUAGAGACUUACCAAGUGAAGUAUCACAAAUCCACACCCUAUUAUCCAAAAGGGAACGGGCAAGCGGAGGCCACAAACAAGACACUGAUAAGGAUUCUGAGCAAGAUAAUGGAUGAAUUUGGUGGGACUUGGUCCGAGCAGUUGAUAGUAGCCCAAUGGGCAUAUCGCACCUCAAAGAGAAAGCCAACUCGAGCAACUCCUUACUCCUUUGUGUAUGGGUCCCAGGCAAUGUUACUUAUAGAGUUGGAAACACUAUCUGCUCGGAUGGCUCUUGCCUUGGGGAUAGUGUUGGAGCCUCGAACCACCAGAUUAGAGACAUUAGAGGAAAAGCACGACAGAGCUGCAAAAGUCAUGGAAAGGUAUCAUGAGUCCAUCACCCGAGCCUAUAACGAGACUGUGGUGCCAAGAAAGUUCGAAGAAGGUGAUCUAGUAUGGAAGAUCGUAGACCCAAUCAUGCGAGGACAACCCUUGCCCAAGUUUUUUUCGAAAUGA
Camellia sinensis is the source of this 639-nucleotide messenger RNA. The record is from RefSeq and is a predicted model, not a curated record. Lineage: Eukaryota; Viridiplantae; Streptophyta; Magnoliopsida; Ericales; Theaceae.